This is a messenger RNA of Ornithodoros turicata, 1267 nucleotides long. RefSeq names its product phospholipid scramblase 1-like. The record is from RefSeq and is a predicted model, not a curated record. Gene Ontology annotation, cellular component: plasma membrane. Bases 66 to 713 code for a protein of 215 amino acids. Gene Ontology annotation, molecular function: phospholipid scramblase activity. The transcript is spliced from 6 exons. Gene Ontology annotation, biological process: plasma membrane phospholipid scrambling. NCBI's taxonomy places the organism in Eukaryota, Metazoa, Arthropoda, Arachnida, Ixodida, Argasidae.
UGGAAGAAGAAGAAGAAAAGGAGGUCACGUAAGGUGUGGUUCCAGUGCACCCAGUUGGAGAACAAAUGGCAGCGCGCCAAAGGCGGUCGCGGACACAAUCACCAGGUCGUCGCAUAAUACAACCAAGGACUGGCCUUGAGGGUCUGGCGCAGGAGACCAUGGUGUGGAUGCGUCGUGGCCCAGAAUAUCAACAAUGUGAGGUCGUUCAACGAUGUUUCUCGCUUGCAAGUGGAUCCUUUACUGCUUACAUGGUGAAUAUGAACGGCGUUGUUGCGAUGACCUUCGAACGCCUUCUGAGACUUCAAGGCGGCGCUAAGGGAUGUUUCUGCUGCUGCCUCGGACAGGAGAUGAGGAUUGAAGCACCUCUUGGUAGACAAAUUGCGUCUAUUUCCGAAGAUUGGACCAUUGUUGGUACUUCGCUCACAAUGUAUGACGGAAAAGGGAUACGUGUAUUGACAGUUACUGGUCCCAUCUUCCCGCCGUAUUUCCAGGGCUCUUCGUCUACAGUCGUAUUCGAGGUGAAAACAAUGGCGGGCAAUACAGUGGGCGAGAUACGGAUCGCACAGAUGACCAGCGUCUCCUUUCCCAUUAAUCUGGAUGUCUACAUCAAAGGAUGUCUGAUCGGUUGCGCAAUUUUAGUCGAGUUCAUGUUUGACAUGAGAGGGUGGGCCCUCAACUGCUGGCAGUUCAUGAGAGGCAGUAGACGUUAUUGAAAACUGCCGAUGACAACGGGUUCUCAUGGCCGAAGAACCUAGUGAUUGCGACAUGAUGGUCAAUGCAGGAACGUCUUCUGCGUCGAGUGCAUAAAGACUACACAAAGGUGCAACUUGAUGUUUCACGUUGAGAAUGUCGCGAAAUACAAGCUCUUUAAACGAAACGGUGAGAUACCCCGGAAGCUGUGACUGGUGAACCCGAGCUGGAAGGUUCGAGCUAAAAUUACCGUUCCUUAAGAGGCGGUUACGAUUACCCGUCAAGCUUCGUUUUGGUCGGAAUAGGUGCCCCCCCCCCCCCCCAUUUUGUUCUAUAACUGAUUGUGAGUUAUAAGCAAAGAAUGCUGAAUAAUCAACAUAAUGAAAACAUGUUGUCCUCUGCUAGUUCUACACGGCAACCAUACAAGACUAAAAUGAAAGUGAUGCUGAUGGUACAUCCGACAAUGAAAUGCGCCAUACUGUAUUAUGUGGUGUUGUGGCGUUGCUAUUGUUAUGCCCAUGUUAUGAUGACCGUUUUUCGCACCUAGAAUAAAAGUUCCAUGAUAAAACUGCAAUAA